UCCCUCGAUCAUCGCCUCAGCUGGCUAUGAACUAGAACACUGUAUGGAUCCUAACCUACAUCAGUGUUCCCAGUGUUAUUGUACUUUGAAUCGAAAUUAUUCAGUUAUUUAAAUGGCAAAUCUUUUUCGUUUGCCAAUAGUCAGAAACUUAAUCAUUCAAGUGCACAAGAACCAGUCGAGAAACAUAAUGACAACCCCAGCGAGAGCUAAAAAGUUGCUGGAAUCCUUGAAGGACAACCCGUACUUCGACAAGUAUGCUGGAGCUAUCACUCGUCUUCAAGAGACUAAUCCAGAGGAGUUUGUUUCGAGAAUUGUGGAUCAGCAGAGAAAGGCAGAAGAGAAAAAAGAGAAGGCAAAGACCUUCAAAAACGAUGCAACAGCCAAACCAGCCUUGAAACCAAGUAUGCAGAGGAGUCAGGCUCGUCUGUCUGACGUCAUGAAGACUGAAUUACUCGAGGACAAAGUGGGACUUUUUCUGAAGCCCUGGAUGAAGCUGCAGACGAGGUUGUACUCGAAUUAUGAGAGAAAAUUUGCAUUCGUUAGCACCCCGAUUUUUUACGUUAAUGCUGGUCCACACAUUGGUCAUUUAUACUCUGCCACAAUGGCUGAUGCAGUGGUCAGGUACAAUAAAAUGCUGGGGCUUGAUACAUUUUUCAGCACUGGAACGGAUGAGCAUGGAAAUAAAGUCAUGAAUGCAGCGAUUUCGAAAAAUUCAUCACCAAGUAACUACUGUGAAGAGAUAUCACAAUUGUUCAGGGGAAUGUGCGACGAUUUUAACGUUGGAUAUUCGAAAUUCAUCAGAACGACUGAUGAGGAACACCGACGAGGAGUUCACACAUUCUGGACGCACUUACACAAUUCUGGUCACAUCUACCUCGGUAAAUACUCAGGUUGGUACUGCACGUCCGACGAGGCCUUUGUCCCCCCGUCUGAUCUGGAGGACCUCAGGAAACCAGACGGUAGCACAAUUAAGAUCUCCUCCGCAUCUGGAAACCCUGUGGAGUGGAUGGAGGAGGAGAACUACAAAUUUCGAUUGAGUUCAUUUCAGGAUGACCUCAAGCACUGGUUGAAGGAUGAGAAAUCCGUUCAGCCCCUAAAAUUCCACCGAAUAUUAUCCAAUUGGGUGGAGGAAGGCUCUUGUCUAAACGAUCUCAGUGUCUCCAGGCCAGCAUCCAGGGCGCCCUGGGGCAUCAAAGUCCCUAACGACGCUUCUCACACUGUUUAUGUCUGGCUCGACGCUUUAAUAAAUUACCUCACAGUCCUGGGGUAUCCCGAGGAUAAAUAUAAAAAAUUCUGGCCACCAAAAGUUCAAGUGAUAGGUAAAGACAUACUAAAGUUCCACGGAAUCUAUUGGCCAGCAUUUUUGAUCGCAGCGGGUAUGGAGCCUCCGAGAACUCUUUUAUGUCACUCUCACUGGACUGUCAACGAUGAAAAAAUGUCAAAAUCCAAAGGUAACGUUAUUGCGCCCUCGAAAGCAGCAGAAAUGUUCACUCCCGAUGGCCUCAGGUAUUUUCUCCUACGAGAAGCUGUCCCCCACAGCGAUGCCAAUUACAACGAGGAGAAAAUUCGAAAGAUUCUCAAUGCGGAACUGGCAGAUACCCUCGGGAAUCUGUUCAGCAGGUGUAUGGGAAAGGCUGUGAAUCCCCGUGGAAUCAUUCCAGAGGCCUCAGUAGCUCAUAAAGACAUCUUACGUACAGAGGAGGCUGAAAACUUGGUGGAGAGCCUCCGCUGUCUACCAGCCAUAGCCCAGGAGUCCUACGAGAACUUUAAUUUCCAUCAAGUGGUUGAUGCAGUCAUGGCAUCUCUACGAUACGCGAAUAAAAUGAUUGAGCAUCACAAGCCCUGGGCUUUAGUCAAAAACACCGAUGCAACCUCUGUGAAUGAACUCGAAGCUGUCCUAGCGCUUGGACUUGAGUCUGUCAGGGCCAGUGCCCUCAUUCUACAUCCAAUCAUCCCCCAAGUCACCGAGAAUCUUCUGUGUCAUCUGAAGAUUCCCCCGGAUUCGAGGCAAUGGAGAAACACAGAGUUCUUGAGGAGUGGGAGAGUAGCUGAGGGGCUUGAAGAGGAGAGACCCAACAAUCUGAUAUUCUUCAAGAGGAUAAAGUAAACCUUUUAUGUAACAUUCUUAUUUUGAAUAAAAUCCGUUUCACAUAACA
Messenger RNA from Diachasmimorpha longicaudata, 2156 nucleotides. RefSeq names its product methionine--tRNA ligase, mitochondrial-like (gene MetRS-m). NCBI's taxonomy places the organism in Eukaryota, Metazoa, Arthropoda, Insecta, Hymenoptera, Braconidae. Gene Ontology annotation, molecular function: methionine-tRNA ligase activity; ATP binding. The record is from RefSeq and is a predicted model, not a curated record. The coding region runs from base 113 to 2107 and encodes 664 amino acids. Gene Ontology annotation, biological process: methionyl-tRNA aminoacylation. The transcript is spliced from 7 exons.